UUUUGUUUCGUUCAGUGUUAAAGUUAUUAAUGCGCAUGCGUUAUUCCAACCAAUCAUUUUGCUACAAAUCUGCGCACGCAACUGAACAAUUCGCGGCCAUUGCACGAGUCUCCUGCAAAAAUCUACACCUUGGUUUAUUAUCCAUACAAUGCAAUACAAUAAGGAACAAAAUUAAGAAGAUUGCUAAUGUUGGGAAGAAUGCCGAAGAAGCCAACUGAAGCGUGGAAUGAAGAAGACUUGCUAAAAGAAACAAUACAUGAUGAUUUUGAUGAUGAGAUAGAUGAGAAUGCAUUGCUAGGAGACAGUGACAAUGAAUCUGAGGUCAGACCAAGCAGAAACAAAUUCCAAGGAGAGAGGUUUGAAAGAAGUUUUGAAGAAGAAGAUGUGAUAGACCUUGGGGAAGAAGGUUGUGAAGGGGACUUUGAUGAGCAGGACUAUGGAACAGAGGAGCCUGAAGGUGGCAACCAGCAGCACCAAAGUGAGUCACAUGUUGAGAGAGGAGGAGAGACAUACACAGUCAUUGAUGAGAUAGACACAGAGGAGAAUAUUGAAGAUGAACAGAAUGGAAAUGAUUCUAAUAUUGACACAUCACAGACCAACACCUCUCAAGCAGACAACAGCCAGGCAGAUACAACUGUUGAGGAUGAAGAACACCAAUACUUUAAGGAUGCUGACUCUGAUAGUGGGAGCGAUGACGAGGAUGACAAUGCUGGGUCACGUAAUAGAGACCGGUUCAAAACUGAACGUCAUGAUGUUGUCACUACUAAGGCAACAACUGAUCGUAGUAUCCCUGACUCCCUGGACUACAAGAGUAUAGUGAGUAAAGAAGAGCAGGAACGUGUAGAAAAAUAUGAACAUGACUCUAAGAAUAAACGGAAUAGGCGAGGUAGAGGACGUGGAUUUGGAGGCUCUAGGGGAGGAGGGCAUGGCCCGAAUCAACGGUUCCCAAUCCCUAGAGGUGGUCAGCACCAGGGCACAUUUGGGGGGCAAUGGAGGGGGGCACGACCUCCACUGUAUCCGCAGCAGCAGCAGCAUCAUCAACAACAACAACAACAACAACAACACCGUCAUCAGCAUCAACAGCUUCAGCAACAACAACACAUGCAGAGACCACAGAUGCAAAUGAACCAG
Molecule: messenger RNA, 1131 nt
Organism: Owenia fusiformis
Lineage: Eukaryota; Metazoa; Annelida; Polychaeta; Sabellida; Oweniidae
Source: the annotation of a GenBank genome assembly